Messenger RNA from Corythoichthys intestinalis (scribbled pipefish), 6044 nucleotides. RefSeq names its product CXXC finger 4 (gene cxxc4). Gene Ontology annotation, cellular component: nucleus. Gene Ontology annotation, molecular function: zinc ion binding; methyl-CpG binding. The coding region runs from base 1936 to 2805 and encodes 289 amino acids. The record is from RefSeq and is a predicted model, not a curated record. The transcript has 3 exons. Lineage: Eukaryota; Metazoa; Chordata; Actinopteri; Syngnathiformes; Syngnathidae.
UUUAUUCAUUUUUUUUCUUAAUGCAUUGCCAAAAUGUAUAUGAUCGGGAAAAAUUAUCGGGAAUGAUUGGAAUUGAAUCGGGAGCAAAAAAAAAAAAGCAAUCGGAUCGGGAAAUAUCGGGAUCGGUAGAUACUCAAACUAAAACGAUCGGGAUCGGAUCGGGAGCAAAAAAACAUGAUCGGAACAACCCUAGUAUAAAUACAUCUUUGGGACACUGAAAAAAUUAAAAAUAGAACGUAUUUAUACGUUUGUGGGAGCAAAUGAGUUAAGUCCACAACUGCAUAUAUCGGUAUGGGUUGAUGUCGGUAUUGGAUUUUUGGAGUUGCACCAUAUUGGGAUCAGAGGUUGCGCUAGACUUUUUCGUUGUCUGUGUUUUUGACUGACAGGGUCAUAAAAAUCCAGUCAUAAUCUAUUUUUACCCGUCACUUAAAUUUUUAAAAUGAUAAUAAUGACAUAUUCAAUAGUAUUUAGUUUUUGUUCAUUUUUAAUUAAUAUUCUGUCCGAACAAGCUUAACAGAGAAUCCACACCGUGCCAUCACACAUCAAGCAGAUGAAUAUGUAACUUUUUCUCCGCAGUGACAAAAACAGCUGACUGUGGCCCCAGUAGGUAGGCUACAUAUGGAACAAUGAAAUUAACAGUUCACCUGCUGUGGCCUGAACGCAGUAUCACACCUUCCUCCUUGCUGCCGCUUGCUCGCUUGCCGAGGGCUGAUUGCUUGUUUGCCCUUCAUCCUCCACUGCAUCAGUCCCUCUUUUUCACCUCUUUUAUCAACACCAUCGUCGUUUUGGGGCUUUUUGAAGAAACUUCGGAGUUUUGACACUCGGUUUCCUUGACAUUUUUCCGAGUAAGGCCAACGACGUCAUGCAUCAAGAGAGACAAUAGCUAAUUAAUAUGCUCACUCGCCACCCAGUGGCCUGGGGUGUGAAUUGCAACCUGUCAAAAUGACAGAUGGACUUCAGUUUUUUCCGUCACCGUUUUAAAAAAACGGUCAACGACGGAAAAUAUUCGGUUAACGCGACCCCUGAUCGGGAUAUCGGUGAAUAAGUCAUUAUGGCACAAAUUGCUUGGCGCAAAUUUGCCUCGAGUCUUACGUGCAUGUUUUUGGUGGGUCUGAUUGUCCCUAGACUACCUGGAGAAAACCCAUGCAAAUACAUUGAUAGAACAAUGCAAACUCCACUUUUAGAUGAUUUGAGCUCAUAUUUCUGUUUUGCGGACUCCCUCUCCACGAGGACACUGUGCUGCCUCUAUAUCCUUCUCUCCUAAUUAAAUUAUUAUAGAUAAAAAAAUAAGCCAAUAUGCAGGUGCUGAUAUAUGCCCCUGCACGCGUUGAGCCAGACCUCCCCACCCCCCUGCGUGUUUCUAUAGUAAUUUCCAGCCAAUGAUCAGUAGGUGUCCGCAUCCCCGCGUCCUCACCUCAGCACCAAUCAGCCACACACAGCGACAAGCAGCGGCGGUGGAGCGAGCAGGCAGGCAGGCGGAGAGACGCGCGCACACACACUCCACAAAGCCCGGGAUCAAGACGCACACAACUCCCUCUCCUGCUAGGAGCGCCUCGUUAUUCACCCAAAAAGAAAGGAAAAUCAGCCUACACUUUGAAGGAAGAAAGUCGCUAACAACCAGAAGAUGGCUCUUUUGUUUUGAGCGCCUUUCGGAGUGUGCGCGACUCUUAGUGGGGUUUUUUUUGGUGGUGUUUUGUUUUCCUGCUAGCGACCUCCACGCCGCGCUUCACGCAUCUCUCAGCGGUAAUGUGCGUGUGCACAGCCGCAGGCUGCUAGCACCUCAGGAACUCCUCAACGGGAACCUGGUAGCACCAGACAAGAUAGUUCAGGAUGGUAGGACACUGUCGGUAAACAGUCGGAGUUUGACAAAGGCCGGAGUCAUUUCGUUCGGACGCCCUCCUUUCGUCCCUAAACACCGACAAGCCCACCUCAGCCAUGGCGAACCUAAGCAGCGCGCUUUGCAUCGAAAACGGACAAAACGCGGACGUGUCGCUCUUACAAAAGGAUAAUCUUCAGGACGGUGGAUUAAGCCAGCUUUUGGAUUAUAACGCGGAAAUGGAAAGGUACCGGUCUUUUGCGAACUUUUACAAAACCAACGGGGCGUUCCCACAAACUGCCAAGAUCGCCCGCAUCACGACGCCCAUUUUCCCCAGCGCCAGAAUCGGCAUGUCCCCUUGGAACUGCGAUAACGCCAUGCUUUGGGGGAGGAAAUCAGCGGCAAUAAACCCUAAUAGGACCAGCAUGCAUAGAAACGACUCCCAGAGGCCGGGUAAGCCUGGCGUGCCGCCAGAGACGCUGCAAAUGGCAAAUAAUAAUUUCCUCUCUACCUUAUCCCCCGAACACUGCAGACCUUUAGCAGGAGAAUGCAUGAACAAGCUGAAAUGCGGCGCUGCCGAAGCAGAGAUAAUGAAUCUCCCCGAACGCGUUGGAACUUUUUCAGCUAUUCCGGCUUUAGGGGGCAUCUCAUUACCUCCCGGGGUCAUCGUCAUGACAGCCCUUCACUCCCCCGCAGCCUCGGCAGCCGUUACAGACAGUGCGUUUCAAAUUGCCAAUCUGGCAGACUGCCCACAGAAUAAUUCGUCGGCAUCGAGUGGAAACCCGGCAAAGAAGAAGAGGAAAAGGUGUGGGGUCUGUGCGCCCUGCAGGCGGCUAAUCAACUGCGGCGUCUGCAGCAGUUGUCGGAACCGCAAAACGGGCCACCAGAUCUGCAAGUUCAGGAAAUGCGAGGAGCUGAAGAAGAAGCCCGGCUCGUCGCUGGAGAGGACGCCGGUCUCUAACGGCGAAGCAUUCCGGUGGUUCUUCUAGAAACGCCACCAACCAUCGUCUAUCACCGGAUGGGAGGUGACGAUCGACCACGGACCCUCCGCUCGGACCCAAAGCGCCCUAAAAGCACGCACGCACACGACACACACAUUUGGAUCGCAAGGACGGAAUACAAAGUGGACGCAACGGACGAGUUGACAAAAACAUACUGGGUGUUGUUUCUUUUCGGUGUAAUUAUUGUACCUUUUGACAGUAUCAUAAUGUAUAUUUUUGGUGUCUUAUGAAUGUGUUUUCAGUGUUUGCGGACUGGCGGGAAUUGGCCGCCGAGCUCGUGUAAAGAACGGACUGGAAAAAGGACAAUCUUUUUGGAACCACACAGACUCGGGAGGGGGAUUGACGAUAAACGCAACACACUUUACUCUGGAGCAAUAAUUAUUCAACCUUUUUUUCUCCGCAUUUCUCUUCUUUCACUUCCCAGGAAUCAUCCGGAAGCCAUCGAAGCAAACUUUUUUUUUGUCUUGACGAGGCAAAAAAUGGCAUUUUCUUUCCACUCCUCUUUUUUGGUUUCCUAUUUGUGAUGACUCACCACAGUACAGGGCACAUUGUCUUGAGUGGUGGGUUGCACUUUAGAAAAAUGGAGCAUUUAUUUCACUGGAGGGAUCCGGAUGGAGGAGUUUUUAAAAAAAAAAAAAUGGAUGGAUGUCCGCGACGGCAUCGUCAUGAAACCCUUUCCCGUUUGACACCAAUGAAAGUACACUUAUACAUAUUGAACAUAUCAGGUGUUGUUCUGGAGCUGCAGGGGCUUAUCCCCAAAAAUGAUCCGAUAAGGCUGGAUUCACACUGCUGGUCCAAGUGCACCAUUCCCAUUUAAUUACUUAUUGUUGUGGUUUUUUUCCUCAGUGUUUCAAUGAACGUUUAUUUGAAGGGACUCAAACCCAAAGUUGGCUAAACAUGCGACAAAAUAGUGACAAUAUAGCGAAAAUAAAUAACAUUGUGGUGGUCAGUAAAUGUUACUUUUAUAGAGCAAGUGCAGGGAAAUAUAUAUGGAAUCACUCUAUUCUGAAGACAAAGAUAUGGAAUCAUGAGAAACAAACAAAGAAAUAACAAACAAAAAACACCUCUAGUAUUUAGUAGCACCACCUCUGGAUUUUAUGAUAGCUUGCAGUCUCUGAGGCAUGGACUUGAUGAGUAUUUUUCAUCAAUUUGGUGCCAACUCUCUUUGAUUGCAGUUGGCAGAUCAUCUUUGCAGGUCAGAGCCUUGCUGUGGACCUUUUUUUUUUUUCAAUUUCCUCUAGGGCUGUCAAAUGAUUAAAAUUUUUAGUUAAUUACAGCUUAAAAAUUACCGUAAUUUCCUGAAUAUAACGCACAGUUCUUUUCCCCAAAAUCAACUUGUAAAAUCAUGGUGCGUAUUAAAAACGGGUACUUGGAUGGAGACAGAAAUAUAUAUAUAUAUAUAUAUAUAUAUAUUAUAUAAACCGAUUUUUUUUUUUUUUUUUUUGGACACGGCCACGUUGUGUUGAAGAAACGUAUGUAGCGAUCCGUUGCCGACCAUUACGGUACGUGACGUCACCAUUUUGUUUCUGUAAUACUUCACUCUGAUCGGCCGAAUGAUUUUGUCUGUGUUAAAUUCUGCUUUUUUCACUCUUCAUAAAGCACAGAAUUUAGUUUCUUGAACUCAUUUGAGUCAACGUUUAUUGCAGCUCCGCAGCUCGGACCAUAACAAACGUAACAACACAGACUUCCUGUGUGUGUCCGUCAACUAUAUCUGUCCCUCGGGAAACCCAAACCCAAAUAACAAUAGUUCCUAUUGUUACUGUCGUGUCAACAGCAAUGAGCGCUCUCGGAUUUCCGACUUACGUUCACUUUCAUUUUACCGUACCUAUCCAUGGAAGAAACAUUUAUUCAUCAUGAUGAAAAGAGCAAGUUAUACAGCAGCCUUUAAAAAAAAGUUACAUCUGUUUUGUUUUCUCCUAGAUUCUGGUCAGUUGGAGAAGUUGUCAAAUCAUAUUAUUACAGUAAAUAUUGUCAGUUUAUGGUUAUGUUUUGAACUACCAAUAUGCUAUGCUUGUGCUGUGUUUCACCAGUCAGUAAAUUGACAUUUCUGUAUCUGUACACGAGCUCUGUUUUCUUGUAUUCUUCUAUUUAUUGGUGCUAAAAUUAGGGUGCGCGUUAUAAACGGGUACAAUAAUUUCCCCUAGAUUUUACAAGUAAAUUUGGGGUGCGCAUUAUACACGGGUGCGCCUUAUAUUCGGGAAAUUACGGUAAUUAAUCGUAAUUAAUCGCAAUUCAAACCAUCUAUAAAAUAUGCCAUAUUUUUCUGUAGAUUAUUGUUGGAAUUGAAAGAUAAGACACAAGACGGAUAUAUACAUUCACCAUAUGGUACAUAAGUACUGUAUUUGUUUAUUAUAACAAUAAAUCAACAAGAUGGCAUGAACAUUAUUAACAUUCUGUUAAAGUGAUCCAUGGAUAUAAAGACUUGUAGUUCUUAAAAGAUAAAUGUUAGUACAAGUUAUAGAAAUUUUAUAUUAAAACCCCUCUUAAUAUUUUCGUUUUAAUAAAAUUUGUAAAAUUUUCAAUCAAAAAAAUAAACGAGUACCUCGCCAUUGUUGAUGUCAAUAAGUACACAAUGCUCAUGGUGCUGAAACCCAUAAAAUCAGUCGCACCCAAGCGCCAGCAGAGGGCGAGAAAACACCAAAAAACACAAGUAACAAGUUGACAUGACACUGUGCUGUCAUUCUAAUCUGUUUGAGCGGGGCAUGUGCGUUAAAUGCGUCAAAUAUUUUAAUGCGAUCAAUUUUUAAAUAUUAAUUACCGCCCGUUAACGCGAUAAUUUUGACAGCCCUAAUUUCCACCACAGGUUUUCAAUAAGGUUGAGAUCUGGGCUAUUUGCAGGCCAUGACAUUGACUGGAUGAGUCUUUCUCCAAGGAAUGCUUUAACAGUUUUAGCUCUGUGGCAUGAUGCAUAGUCAUCUUGGAAAAUGACAUAUUUUCAAUUAAAGGGAUAAUAAAGCUGUCUAAAAUUUCAAUGUAAACUUGUGCAUUUAUUGAAGAUUUAACCACAGCCAUCUCCCCGAUGCCCCAUAUCAUCAAGGACUGUGGAAAUUUUGAUGUUUUCUUCAGGCAGUCAUCUUUGUAAAUCUCACUGGAACAGCACCAAACCAAAGUUCCAGCAUCAUCAACUUGUCAAGAGUCUGCAUUGGACAAGGUGUCAAGAGUCAAGAAUUUCAUUGGCCAAGGUGAUGACCUGCUCCGACCUGCAAGGAUGGUCUAGUACCUGCAAU